Molecule: messenger RNA, 2238 nt
Organism: Pongo pygmaeus (Bornean orangutan)
Lineage: Eukaryota; Metazoa; Chordata; Mammalia; Primates; Hominidae
Gene: CCDC62
Product: coiled-coil domain containing 62
Exons: 12
Coding region: 147-2198 (683 amino acids)
Source: RefSeq, a predicted model, not a curated record
CGGUUGGGGUACUGGGCGGGGAUCGGCCGAGGGCGCGGGGCUCCGGGGCUCCGGGCUCGCCCCCGCCGCUCGGGGCAGGCGCGCCGAUGGCGUUUCUGAGGUGACGUCGUCCACACCGGCCUUCUCCGGAGGCGGAGGAAACACCUAUGAACCCUCCGGCAGCCUUCCUUGCCGAGCGCCAGAACAUUGGGUCAGAAGUUGAGAUUUCCACUAUUGAGAAACAACGGAAGGAGCUGCAGUUGCUCAUUGGAGAAUUGAAAGAUCGAGAUAAAGAGCUCAAUGACAUGGUUGCAGUGCACCAGCAACAGCUUCUUUCAUGGGAAGAGGAUCGGCAGAAAGUGUUGACAUUGGAAGAACGUUGCAGCAAAUUAGAAGGUGAACUACAUAAAAGAACUGAAAUAAUCAGGUCACUCACGAAGAAGGUAAAAACUCUUGAAUCCAAUCAAAUGGAAUGCCAAACAGCUCUCCAAAAGACCCAACUACAGCUUCAGGAAAUGGCUCAAAAGGCAACGCAUUCUUCUCUUCUCUCUGAAGACCUUGAGGCUAGAAACGAAACUCUCAGCAACACGUUAGUGGAACUUUCUGCUCAGGUAGGACAGCUACAAGCUCGAGAACAAGCUCUCACGACAAUGAUAAAGCUAAAGGACAAAGAUAUUAUUGAGGCAGUUAAUCACAUUGCAGACUGUUCGGGUAAAUUUAAAUUGCUAGAGCAUGCCCUACGUGACGCCAGGAUGGCGGAGACUUGUAUUGUGAAAGAAAAGCAAGAUUAUAAGCAGAAAUUGAAGGCACUUAAGAUUGAAGUCAACAAACUAAAAGAGGACCUCAACGAAAAGACAACAGAAAAUAACGAGCAACGGGAAGAGAUCAUUCGCCUCAAGCAAGAGAAAAGUUGCCUGCAUGAUGAAUUGCUUUUUACUGUAGAGAGAGAAAAGAGGAAAGAUGAAUUGCUUAAUAUUGCAAAGUCAAAGCAAGAACGCACAAAUUCAGAACUGCACAAUCUGAGACAGAUUUAUGUGAAACAGCAGAGUGAUCUGCAGUUUCUUAAUUUCAAUGUGGAAAAUUCUCAGGAAUUAAUACAGAUGUAUGACUCAAAGAUGGAGGAAUCAAAGGCCCUGGACUCCAGCAGAGACAUGUGUUUAUCAGACCUUGAAAAUAACCACCCAAAAGUCGAUAUUAAGAGGGAAAAAAAUCAGAAAUCACUGUUUAAGGACCAGAAAUUUGAAGCCAUGUUGGUUCAGCAAAAUAGGUCAGACAAGAGCUCUUGUGAUGAAUGCAAAGAGAAGAAACAACAGAUCAAUACUGUGUUUGGGGAGAAAAGUGUAAUUACGCUGUCAUCCAUAUUUACCAAAGACUUAGUAGAGAAACGCAAAUCUUGGUCUCUGGGAGGAAAAACCCAGAUUGAACCCGAAAACAAAAUUACAUUGUGCAAGAUCCAUGCAAAAUCACCAAAAUGUCAUGACACUGGGGUUCAGAACGAAGGAAAACAACCCUCAGAAACACCCACUUUAUCUGAUGAGAAGCAGUGGCACGAUGUCAGUGUUUACCUGGGCCUGACCAACUGUCCAAGUUCAAAACAUCCAGAAAAGCUGGAUGUAGAAUGUCAAGAUCAGAUGGAAAGGUCCGAAAUCUCAUGCUGCCAGAGAAAUGAAGCCUGUCUGGGCAAAAGUGGCAUGUGUGACUCCAAGUGCUGCCACCCGAGUAACUUCAUAAUUGAAGCCCCAGGCCACAUGUCCGACGUGGAGUGGAUGAGUAUUUUCAAGCCUUCCAAAAUGCAGAGAAUUGUCCGCCUCAAAUCUGGGUGCACCUGUUCAGAAAGCAUCCGUGGGACACAACAUGACUCCCCGGCAAGUGAGCUAAUUGCCAUCCAAGAUUCCCACUCUUUGGGUUCUUCAAAAUCUGCCUUGAGAGAAGAUGAGACAGAGUCCUCUUCCGAUAAAAAGAACUCACCUAAGAGUUUGUUAAUCUACAAAGAUGCACCAGCAUUCAAUGAAAAGGCUUCAAUUGUGUUACCCUCCCAGGAUGAUUUCUCGCCCACCAGCAAGCUCCAGCGUUUGCUGGCAGAAUCUCGUCAGAUGGUGACGGACCUGGAGCUGAGCACGCUGCUGCCCAUCAGCCAUGAGAAUCUCACUGACAGUGCCACAAAUAAGUCAGAGGUCCCAGAAGAGUCAGCUCAAAAAAAUACCUUUGUCAGUUAUUGAAGGAAACAAAAGGCAACUUCAGUAUUCAUCGUGAUCACGA